GACAUGCAGGGCUACCUCGAGGAGGCCAGGGCCCUGGGCACGAUCCUCGGCUUCGACCUCGCCGGCGUCGUGGGCCUCCUGGGCGACAAGUGGUACGUGAGCGACCCCACCUCGUCGCACUUCGGCGAGGAGGUGCCGCCCCAGGUGCUCGCCAACGAGGAGGUCCUGGUGCGGCGUGGGGAUGUCGGGCUCGUCCGGCUCGACGACGUCUGGGUCCACGCGAUCAAGGUGAGCGAGGGCCAGAACUUCGACGCGUACCUCGCGAGAGCUCGCGGGGGCGCUGGCCGGGACCCGCGUGUCGUUGGCGACGAGAGGGACCAGGACGGAGGCAGGUACAUCGACUUCCGCGACUCGGUCCGCCGCAUGAAGGAGACGACGAUCCCGGGCUGGCCUCUGCAGGGCCGCCGUGCCACGAGGGAGGCUGUGCUCUCCCUUCGCGACGGAGGUCAGGGCAACUGGGAGGAGCACCACGCCACGUGGCUCCGACGCAGCGGAGUGGCCGAGCGCGGCAACGUGGCCCGCGAGCACCACAUGAUCUGCGUGUCUCUUCGGAUGAUGCAGCAGUUCGAUCAGCUGGACCUGUUCAACAUCGCGGGCGCGGAGUACCUCGUCAGGCGGCUCAAGCAGCUGGAGUCGGCGACCCGCAAGAACCCUCGGGCUCCCGACUUCGAGGGGCUGGACCUCAUCCUCGACACGGGGGUCGACGACACGGGCGGCAUGGUGCUGCCGGAGUUCGACGGAUGGGUCGGCGAUCAGGCGCGCGCCCGCGCCCAGACCAUGAGUGCGAAUCGGCAGUGGCAGGAGGAGAGGACGGCCGCGCAGCCCAAGGCGCCCCCGAAGGGGCCGAAGGGCGGCGGGGCCGACGCUGGUGGCGCUGCCGAUUCAGGGACUUCGGGUACGGCGACCUCGUCCUCGCGCGGCCGGCAGCUCGGCCGCUGCGUGGCGGAGUACGGCCCUCGCCCGGCAGAUCUCCACCCUCGUGGAGCCCUUCAGGAGCUCCUCAAGUCCGACUCGCUCUACGGAGGCGCGCCGUCCAAGGUCGUCCCGUACGAGGAGUCCAAGCUCAAAUUCUGGCAGUCCUCGGUCACGCCUCGAGACGCGGAGGAGGUCUGCCCCAAGUUCGUCGUCGACGCCUUCCGCGACCCCGACGCCUACAUCCGCAAGCCGGACCGCGCGGUGGAGCAGGACCUCGAGCUCCUGCCGCCGAUCAAGCCGUACUGGGACGCGCGGCUUGCCAGCGACGCCCGCCUUCGGCGGGACAUCCUCCUCAGGCUCGCGGGGCGGGGGUUGGUCGGCUUCCGGAGGCGGAUCAGGUCACGCGUGGGGUGUUUCUUCGUCGAGAAGAAGGGCGGCUGGAUCCGCCUGGUCGUCGACGCUCGCGACACCAACCGCACCCACUGGGCGCCCCCGCAUGCCGCCCUCGGGACCCCGGCUGCCCUCAGCGAGCAGGACUGGUCCGAUGCUGCGCUCGCGGACGCCGGAUGGGUUAGUGCUGACGGCUCGCCUGCUCAGAUCUUCGGGUCGUCCCUCGACCUCCAGGACUCGUUCUACCAGUUCUUCUCGGAGCGCGUCGCGGAGGACUUCGGGAUGGACUUUCCUGAGCGGGCGUCCUACUACCAGGUCUCCCACAUCUGGACGCCCGACGGCCUGUCCCCUGUCGACCCCGACGAGCUCGUGUUCCCGGUCUUCCGCGGGGUGCCGAUGGGGUGGUCAUGGGCACUCUGGGCCGUGCACUCGUCCGUCACGUCCUGGGUCUCGGACACGCUGCCGGGGGGUGCCCGACGCCUGCUGCUUGACAAGCAGCCGGCUCCCGUCGCGGCACCCUUCCGCCCCACAGGGUCGGUCUACGUGGACAACGUCUCGUUCCUGGGCCUCUCGAGCGACGACGUCGGGCACGCGCUGCAGGCCGCGAAGGACAAGCUCGACUCGCUCGGCAUCGCGUACCACGAGGUCGAGGGCCCGGCCACGCACUUCACCACCGUCGGCGUCGAGUACGACGGGAGGCGGAGGCGUCUGCGGCAUUCCGAUCACCGAGCCUGGCGCCUCUACUUGGCCUGUCAGGAGCUCGAGCGCCCUGGGGUUCCGCGCGCGGCCUGGCAGAUCCGAGUGUUCCUCGGGCAUUGUGUGCAGCACUGCCUGCUGCUGCGGCCGGCCCUCUCGAUCUUCCGCCUGCUCUACCGCUUCGUGGACGCGCAGGGUCAGGGGCCUCCAGUCGCACUGUCUGCUGGGGCCCGUCGGGAGAUCCAGCUCUUCAGGGGCCUCAUCUUCCAGGCCGUCGUCUUCUUGGACCGGCCGAUGUCCUCCCUGGUUUUGUGCUCCGACUCGUCCGAGGCAGGCUACGCCCUCCAUCGCCGACGCGCUGACGUUCGACUCCUUCGGCAGCUGGCUGCUACCCGGGAGAGGUGGAGGUUCGUCCCCGACGAGAAGCGGCCCGACGCGGCGCUCGACGACACCUUCUCCCCGGGCUGGGUGCCUGGCGCUGGAGGGGUGCUGGGAGAGCCGCCGGGCGCUACAGGCGUGGCCGUCUGGGCCCCGCCGCCGACGCGCUCGAGGGAGGGCGCCCGAGGCGUGCUCAAGGGCCGUCUCAGACCCACUGUGCGACCUGCUGGCGUCUCCGUGCCCGACAGCCUCGUCGAUCCCAGGGACUGGUCUCUCAUCGUCGAGGGCGCCUGGCGCCGCGCGGCCCCCAUUCACCUGCUGGAGGGCCGCAUCGCCCUGGGCGGCCUGCGGCACGCCGCCCGGCAGGUCGACUGCCACGGCUCCCGAGUGCUCAGCCUGGGCGACAACAUGUCGGAGCUCCUCUCCAUCGAGAAGGGGCGAGCCGUGGACCUCGGCCUCGCUUGUCUGUGCCGGAGGGCCGCCGCCUACCAGAUCGCCUGCGGGAUCUCCUGGCGGCGCCGGCACCUCGACGCGGACCGCAACCUCAGUGACGCGGGGUCGAGGAAGGCGCUGCAGGGCGUCUACCGCCCAGGACAGCGGCGGGUUGGCGGCAGGUCGGAGAGGCCCGCUCUGCCCGCUGGGUGCCCGCAGUCGGCGCCCCCGGCGCCGGCCCCGCCGGCGCCCUCGGCGAUCGCCAGCUGGCCAGUCGCCGAGGAGGCUUGCGAGCCUCCCCCCGCGGCGCGGCUGCGCGGCGGCCGACUGCAGACCUGCCCGCCGCGGCCGCCGCCGCGGGCCUCUGGGGCCGCUGGCCGCUGCGGGCCGCGGCGCGCCCCGCGGCCACAAGAGGGGCCCGCAGCCGGCGCCCCUGGCCACCCUGCACGCAAGGCGACGUUCGACGAGCUCGGUCUGGCUGUCGCGGCUCCGAUCGACAUCAAGUUCGGGGGUUGGGGCGACCUGCUUCGGCCCAGCAUCGAGACCGUCGUUCGCCAGUGGAUCGUCUCUCGCAAGGUCUGGUUCGUGCACUUCGGGACUCCGUGCACUCCGUGGUGGUCCCUCGAGAACCCCCGGGGAUCCCGGCUCUUCUCUUGGGAGCCUCUCCAGAAGUUCCUGUCCGAGCAUAGCAAGGUCUCCGUGGUGUAUGACUGCUGUCAGUUUGGAGCCCCGUACCAGAAGCCCACCAGGAUUGAGUCUGACCUCCCCGAGCUCGGUAUCCUUGAAAGGCGUUGUCUUGGAGGUCAUGCCCACGAGCAUCUUCAGGGGAAGGUCAAGGUCCGUGAUCGCCAGGGUCGGCUCAAGCAGUUCUGGCGCACGACCCUGGCUGGCGCCUACCCUCCUGGUGUCUGCCACAGCGCCGCUCGGGCCUUGGCGCGCGCGGCGCCCGCGGGAGCCUGGCGACCAGAUGGGGAUCCACUGCUGCCCGGUCACUGGGAGACUCAGCUCCGCCGUGCAGCCAAGAUGGACGACGUCCAGCCGUCCCUCGAGUGCCCCAGCUGCCCGCGGAAGUGGGUCGCGCUCUGGCCGCCCGACGCCGAGGGCUGGGGCCGCUUCGUGCCUGCUGACUCCUCGCCGGGCUUCCUGCGGCGCUCGCAGGUGCGGCCGGCCACUCAGGCCCGCUACCUCGCCAGCGUCGUCGUGUUCGCCACGGCCAUGGGCGUUGUCGCCGACCGCUGGGUGAGCAAAGACCUCCCCCUGGUGGACACGCUCCUCGAGGAGUACUUCGAGCAGCUCUACGUCGACGGCGGCAGCAAGAGCACGGCCCGCUACACCUUGGCCGCCUUGGCCUACCGUUUCAGCGUGUCGCUUCGUGCCCCAGACGUCUUCCCGAAGGCGAAGGGCGCCCUCGCCGGCUGGGGCCAGCUCGAGCCGGACGUCACCUCGGAGCCGCUCUGCUGGGCGGCAGCGUGCUUGAUGGCCCUAUACCUGGCCGGCCUCAACACGGAGAUUGCCCUGCAGGCCGCCCGCGGCCUGGUGGUACAGUUUGACACGUACUUGCGCCCUGGAGAGCUGCUGGACCUUCGCGUGCCCUGCUGCAUCCUGCCGCAGCCGAGUGCCGGCUCAGGCUACAACAAGAUGGGGCUCGUCGUCGGUGCCUCCGCGCUGGUCAUGGGCGACGACGUGCACACUCGCGUGACCAAGACUGGCCUCCAGGACGACACCGUGCUCAUCGAUGGCCAGUCUCGUGCUGGCGUGGCUGGCGCUCUCAUGGCCCUCGUCAAGAGCGCCAACCAAGCCCGCCAGGGGCGCCUCAUGUUCCUCCACUCGUACGCUUCGUACAACCGCUUGCUCAAGAAGGCCGCCGUCGCCGUCGGCCUCCCGACCAAGGUGACGGCCCACCUCCCUCGGCACGGCGGUCCGUCGGAGGACUACCUGAGAGGCGCCCGUUCGCUGGCCGACAUUCAGUCUCGCGGCAGGUGGUCGAGCUUCCGUUCUGUACAGCGCUAUCAGAAGAGCGGCCGUGCACUUGCUUCUUUCAGACGCCUCUCGGCCGCUGUGAAGGCAGAG
Prorocentrum cordatum is the source of this 4881-nucleotide messenger RNA. The record is from the annotation of a GenBank genome assembly. Lineage: Eukaryota; Dinophyceae; Prorocentrales; Prorocentraceae.